This is a messenger RNA of Lobosporangium transversale, 1632 nucleotides long. RefSeq names its product isocitrate lyase. The record is from RefSeq and is a predicted model, not a curated record. Gene Ontology annotation, biological process: carboxylic acid metabolic process. Gene Ontology annotation, molecular function: isocitrate lyase activity. The transcript has 2 exons. The coding region runs from base 1 to 1632 and encodes 543 amino acids. NCBI's taxonomy places the organism in Eukaryota, Fungi, Mortierellomycota, Mortierellomycetes, Mortierellales, Mortierellaceae.
AUGGUCCAUACAAACACAUCCACUGCUGCUUACGUCGAUGCCGAGGACGCUCACUUCCAGGAGGAGGUCGCCAAAGUCAAGGCCUGGUGGGCCACUGAUCGCUUCAAACUUAUCACUCGCCCUUACUCUGCAGAAUCUAUUGUCUCAAAGCGUGGUACUAUCCAAACAGAUUAUGCCUCCAACAUCCAGGCCAAGAAGUUGUGGAAGCUUCUCAAGAACCACCGCAAGAACGGCACUGCUUCCCACACUUUCGGCGCCUUGGACCCCAUCCAAGUUGCUCAGAUGGCCAAGUACAUUGAGACUGUCUACGUCUCUGGUUGGCAAUGCUCGUCCACCGCCUCAACCUCAAACGAACCCGGCCCCGAUCUGGCUGAUUACCCCAUGGACACUGUACCUAACAAGGUCGAACAUCUCUUCUUUGCUCAACUCUUCCAUGACCGUAAGCAGCGUGAGGCCCGUUUGACAGCCCCCAAGGCCCAGCGCACCAAGAUGGCCAACAUUGACUUCUUGCGCCCCAUCAUUGCUGAUGCUGAUACUGGUCAUGGUGGUAUCACCGCCAACAUGAAGCUCGCCAAGAUGUUUGUUGAGCGUGGUGCUGCUGGUAUUCACUUGGAAGAUCAAAUGGCUGGAACCAAGAAGUGCGGCCACAUGGCCGGUAAGGUUCUUGUCCCUAUCUCUGAGCACAUCAACCGUCUGGUUGCCAGCAGAGUACAGUUCGACAUCAUGGGAGUUGAAAACUUGAUUGUUGCUCGUACUGAUUCUGAGGCCGCCACCCUUAUCACCUCCAACAUCGAUCCUCGUGACCACGCCUUUAUUCUUGGAGCCACCAACCCCAAGCUCCAGCCUCUGGUUGUCGUCAUGGCAGAUGCUCAGGCUGCUGGUAAGAACGGUGAUGACUUGCAAGCUGUUGAGGACAACUGGGUCAAGGAGGCCAACAUCAAAUUGUACCGUGAUGCUGUUGCGGACGAACUCAAGGCCAAGGGCAAGCAGGCCAAGGUCAAUGAGUGGUUGUCCAAGUCCGAGUUCCUUUCCAAUCCUGAGGCUCGUCAGCUCGCCAAGGAAUAUGGUGUCGAAGUCCAUUGGGACUGGGAUCUUCCCCGUACUCGCGAGGGUUACUACAGAUACCAGGGCGGCACUCGUUGCGCCAUCAACAGAGCUGUUGCCUUUGCUCCUUAUUCUGAUCUUCUCUGGAUGGAGACCAAGUCGCCCAUCUUGGCCCAAGCUACUGAGUUCGCUCAAGGUGUCUUGGCCAAGCAUCCCGAUAUCAUGCUUGCCUACAACUUGUCUCCUUCGUUCAACUGGGAUGCUGCUGGCAUGACCGACAACGACAUGCGCACAUUCAUCAGCGACCUUGGCAAGCUCGGUUUCUCCUGGCAAUUCAUCACUCUUGCUGGUUUCCACUGCAAUGCUCUCGGUGUUGAUGUUUUUGCUCGUGAGUUCGCUGACAAGGGCAUGUACGCCUACGUUAAUGGCAUUCAGCGCCAGGAGCGCCAUAACAGCGUCGAGACCUUGGCACACCAAAACUGGUCGGGUGCUAACUACUAUGACAACUUGAUCAAGACUGUUACUGGUGGUGUCUCCUCUACUGCUGCUAUGGGUGCUGGUGUCACUGAGACCCAAUUCUCUCACUAA